AUGAGACAAUUUGCCUCAGAUUCGAAUUCCAACCAUUUUCCAAAACAUCCAAGUCUAAUGUCUCUGCUAGCAGAGAAGGAUUUUAAUAGCAGCACGUUCAUAACUGUUAUUGUGCUCAUCUCAGUUGCCAUAAUAGUCACACUGACCGUUGUUCUUCUCCUCGUUUACCGGUGUACAAACAGAAGGAGAAUAAGGCUUUCACACGAGAACCCGGGAGAAUUUGCAGAUGAAAAUAUAUUGCAGGAAGAGGACGAUAGAGCAUUCCUACUAUUGCCUCCCAACGAGCAAGAACUCUACUUCCAGGCCCGUGAUUUUUUGCGGCUGAAUCCGAUCGAUGAGACCGAACUGGCCCUAUCCCAACUAUUGAACAUACAGGAGAGAGGAAUUUCAGCCUGGGAAUUUAAACCCAAUGCAAACUCCAUACAAGAAAUAGAUGUGGUGAACAAAACUGAACUAACUUUUCAUCCAACAUCUGAGGUCUCUAUCAUGUCAAAUCUACCAAUACCCAAAACGAGUGAUGUGCAUUAUUUUGAAGCCAAGAUCUACUCACUGAAAGACCCUAUUACAACACUAGUAUCUGUCGGCCUAGCUACUUCUCCAUACCCUUCUUUUAGACUUCCAGGAAGGCACAGAUACUCUUUAUGCUACGAAUCCGAUGGGUCUAGACGAUACAAUCAACCUUUCCCUCCCAAUAAAGAGAACGGUUUGAAUCACUUCCCUCGUUUUCAGGAAGGAGAUGUCAUAGGUGUUGGUUAUCGGGUUCGCUCCGGUACUAUUUUUUUCACCAGGAACGGGAAGAAACUAUCAGAGUCUAAGAUAGGGGGACAUGUCAAGAACUUCAAAUUCUCCAAGCUCUACCCCAUAAUUGGUGCCACUAGCGUUUGUUCGAUUCAUGUCAACUUGGGCCAGUAUGGGUUUGUCUACAUUGAAGCUAACGUCAAGAAGUGGGGGUUCGCUCCGUUAGAAGGUACUGGACCACCUCCCCCCGCAUAUGCUACUUUUAACAGGGAUAUACUUCUGGAAAGAUCAGAUGUCGAUGAAGAGGACCUGGAGUCCCGCAACGCCGACACCCAAUUCCCUCCAAAUUUUUGGGAUAUAGCCAACUUCAGUAGCAGUGACAACGAGAACAUUACACUCAACACUAUCGAUAGAGACGAUCCUCCACUUUACUCGGAUUAA
Messenger RNA from Komagataella phaffii GS115, 1179 nucleotides. RefSeq names its product Specificity factor required for Rsp5p-dependent ubiquitination. The record is from RefSeq and is a predicted model, not a curated record. Gene Ontology annotation, molecular function: protein binding. Lineage: Eukaryota; Fungi; Ascomycota; Pichiomycetes; Pichiales; Pichiaceae. The transcript has a single exon. The coding region runs from base 1 to 1179 and encodes 392 amino acids.